AUACACCUCCCCACAAAGAAAGGAUCCGCCGGAUGUCCAAGAGCCGCAAGUCGCUGCGCAUCGUCGUCGACGAGCCCGACGUGGCGCCGACGCCCAAGGCCACCGCCGACGAGUGGUGGCGCUACAGCCUCCCGCCGCCUGGGCACCUCGGCAAGCACACGAUCGACGAGCCGCGCCAGUGUCCUCUCCUGGCAACGAGCACGAGUACGAAUCCCAAUAGCAGUAGCAGUACGAGCCGAAGUACGUCCAGCUACAGCGAGCAUGCGGACCAGUUCACGACGCCGCAGAGCAAGAGCCAUGCGCUGCUCCUGCCGCGUGGCACGACGCCGCUGCUCGCCGCCAAACGCGCGCUCUUCCAGUCGGCGACGACAGCCACCAUUUCGCCGCCGACGACCAAGCGCAGCGCCGAGACCGCCGACCUCGACGCGCGACCGCGGGCCAAGUACGCCAAGGCGUCGCACCCGUCGUGAGAUCUCGUAGUCGUACUCUAGCCCUAG
This is a messenger RNA of Saprolegnia parasitica CBS 223.65, 497 nucleotides long. RefSeq lists its product as hypothetical. The transcript has a single exon. The record is from RefSeq and is a predicted model, not a curated record. Bases 33 to 470 code for a protein of 145 amino acids. Lineage: Eukaryota; Oomycota; Saprolegniomycetes; Saprolegniales; Saprolegniaceae.